AUGGCGAAGACUGGUGUCGAGUAUCUUUUACAAAAGUUGUCAAACUAUCAUUGUUUGUAUAUAUUUGCUCAUCACUCUUUGGGAACAAAUGAUAUUGGCGUGCAUGAUCAAGAAUUAAAAGAAAUUGGUGAGAAGAUGGUUAAAAGGUGUGACGGAUUGCCUCUGGUGGCUAAAGCUCUUGGCGGCCUGUGGCACGGCAAAUAUGACAUCAAUGACUGGAGGGAUGUGCUAAAUAGUAAGAUAUGGAAUUUAUCAAAAGAGGAAUGUGACGUUAUGUCUGCUCUUAAAAUUCGGCUCAGUUUCUUUUCCAUAGUUCUUUUUUCCGGCAAAGACAUCAUGUCAAUCAUUGGAGAGGCAGUUCUGUCUGCGACUACUGAGAUGCUGAUCGAAAAGCUGGUUUCUGAGAAAAUGACGAGCCGUUUGGUUAGGAUCUGGCUUGGUGAACAACAAAACUUGGCUUACGACGUGGAAGACAUACUUGAUGAGUUUGCAACUGAAUCUUUGCGGAGCAAAUUGUUGCUUGAAUCUCAACCUCAAGCCACCACAAGCAAGGGACGAUAG
Messenger RNA from Pistacia vera, 561 nucleotides. Its product is annotated as putative disease resistance protein RGA1. Lineage: Eukaryota; Viridiplantae; Streptophyta; Magnoliopsida; Sapindales; Anacardiaceae. The record is from RefSeq and is a predicted model, not a curated record. Gene Ontology annotation, biological process: defense response to other organism. The coding region runs from base 1 to 561 and encodes 186 amino acids. The transcript has 4 exons. Gene Ontology annotation, molecular function: ADP binding.